Molecule: messenger RNA, 2281 nt
Organism: Quercus robur (English oak)
Lineage: Eukaryota; Viridiplantae; Streptophyta; Magnoliopsida; Fagales; Fagaceae
Product: nudix hydrolase 13, mitochondrial-like
Exons: 5
Coding region: 1518-2150 (210 amino acids)
Cellular component (GO): cytoplasm; nucleus
Molecular function (GO): pyrophosphatase activity
Source: RefSeq, a predicted model, not a curated record
ACUUCCUUUUUUAAGAGUCUUGUAACUCGACUGGCUGUUUGAUUCAGGCUUCAAAUUUCUCCUCUUUCUACCAUUGAAUUAUCAAAAAGUCACCUUACACUUAGCUGUACAUAAUUUACUUGGGAUUAGUUUGCUUUUUUAUUUUUUUAAAAAAAAUUAAAAUUUGAGGGACUGGGAAUUGAAAGUAUUGUUUGUUUCUUCAAUUAUGAUCACAUUUUCCUUCUGACACAUUUGUCGUGUCUGAAAUUCGUUAGUGUAGUAGUUUAGUGUCGCAUCUUUUGCUUUAGGAGUUUAGCUAGACUCAGGUCAUGUGGUACUUCUAAAAUUAAUGUUAUAUUAUACGCAUAUUGCAUUUGGAUAAUUGUCUUUUCCUUGAUGAAAGUAUCAUAAGCAAUAGCGAUAGUACUGUGUUUCCGGAUGAUAAAAAAAAUGUCUCUUUCACAUCCAAUAUCAUUCGUGAUAAACGGUGUGGUUGACACAGCUGGGCCUAAGCAUUGACUUUAUGUUAUCUCUUUAUAUUAAUUAUAAUAAAAACGACUUGUAGUUGCAACUCUUCCACUUUAGUAAUGUUUAGUUAGGUAAUUGUCUACUUGAGAGAUGCUUUACUAUGCUAUCAUCUUUAGGACUAUGGUUCUGCUGUAAAUGAUUUUUUAUGUUCGCAGUGUUAAACCGUUUACCAGUGUCACUUCUAUUUCCUUUCUAAUUCCAGCAUACAGUAAUCUUUAAAAAAAAAAAUUUAUUGUUAUUAUUAUUAUUUUUAUAAUAUACCUUGUACAAGUUAAUGAACAUAAAAUGCAUUAAAAUAACUUAUGUUAAUAGAUAUACUUCAUCCAAAAGCCAGAGAACCUAAUUAGAUAAAAUGAGUGGAUCAGUUCCAUAAUGAAAUAACUUUGGAAAUUCAUAAACUAGUUUGGGUUCAUCAUGACAUAGUCCCCAGGAGGUGUAAUGGAUUUGUUAGACCUCAGUUCACAUGGCUGAUUCUUUGGCUUGAUGAUUGGCAUUCAGAACGGGCUCUAAGUCCUUAAUUAAUUUGGUAAAAGAAUUGUUUAUGAUGCUACCAGUUCCCCAUUUGCUGAAGUGUCCGGUGUAAACUGAUCUGGAAUGUUUUCAUCCAAAUCUGGCUGGGAAUUGAUUUGUGCUAAAAGUGUUAGAAGUGAGUUGGUGGAGAUUGGUUUGGGAUGCCUAUGCAUUCAUUUGUCUUCUGGUUGGCUAUAAAAUAUAGACUCUUUACUCGAGAUUGACUUGUUGUGUGGGGCUACUCUUGAUCUGCGUCAUGUCUUCUCUGCAAAAAUCAAAUUGAGAGCAGGGAUCAUGUCACAGAAUCUGGUCUCAAGUGCCAGUGGCUUGUAUGCUGCCUAUUAAGAUGUUUAAUUGGUGUGAUAUCAUUCAAUGGGGUGUUAGAUGAUCAGAUAGUUAAGUUCACCACUGUUAAUGAUGUUAGAUGGAGAGUAUACACAUGUAUAAAGUCAGUUUUGUGAGUUAAAAGAGGUGCAGCUCGGGAGUUGCACCUGUAGCAUAUGUUUUUCUAUGUAUGCGGCCUGCCGCUGCUAGUCAGCUGUAUUCCUUACAGGCUUGAGCAGAAUGUUGAGGUUUGCUAUAGCAAUUCAGAGAAUAAAUUGCUAGUUCUUAUGAUUUCUUCACCAAAUCGGAAGGAUCUUGUGUUUCCAAAGGGUGGAUGGGAGGAGGAUGAGAAUAUGCGUGAUGCUGCAUGUCGCGAGGCGUUGGAGGAAGCAGGAGUGAAAGGAAUACUUAGUGAAAACCCACUAGGAUUUUGGGUGUUCAGAAGCAAGAGCAGACAGAACAGCUGCAAUCUGGAAGGAGGUUGUAAAGGCUUUAUGUUUGCAUUAAAGGUGACUGAAGAGCUUGACUCUUGGCCAGAGCAGGCUCUCCAUGAAAGGAAAUGGCUCACAAUAGAGGAAGCAUUCAAAUUCUGCCGUUAUGAUUGGAUGCGGGAUGCUCUUAACAUAUUUUUGACAACUUUCUCAAAGGAAAAGCCAAUUGGGAUGAGAGAAGAAUCAGUGGAGCUACCUAUAAGGCCACUUUCGGAUGCUGGUGAUGAGUGUCAAAUGGCAUCAUCUGGCUGCUUUGGUAAGCCCUCUAGUGUUCAACACCUUCAGAAUUCUUCUAGCAAAUGCAUUGUACAGGGUUAACAAGUUGAAUACAUCUUUGUAGUUGAAUACAAUGGUAAUCAUUUUCGGACUGUCUUGCCUUAGGAUAGGCUUGUACAUUUUUGUUAUUAGAUUAAAUUUGAAGAAAUGAAAACUAAUUUAUUUUUGUUGUA